CUGUCAUAGAAGCAGCACGUAUCUAGGGCGGGGAGAUUUUCGUUCGGUUUCGAUCUAAUUACGUGUGUUUGAUUUUCUAAAAAAAAUCCUCCAUAAUGCGAUUUAAAUUUUUCGUGUCGUACGCAAUACAAAGUGCUUCAGUUUCGUACCUGUGUCUGUAUUCCUAUAUGUUUAGUUAAUUUCGUGUAUGUAUGUGUGUGUGUCAUCCUAAUCAAAGGAAGGAAAUCAGAGAUUUAACUGUAAUGAAAUGCGUUAGUGGUACAGUGUUGUUUUCAAUCGUGCGUUCUGUUUGUUUUCUCUUCACGAAUAAGAUUUUCCUUCUUGAGGGGUAAAUCGAUGUACGGGGCUAUAGGGGGUGUCCUUAUCAAAGCAAAAGGCGCAGGUUCCAAUCCAGAACUGCACGUUGAAUGCCCACAUAGCAGGAAUAUUGUCCUGCUAAUUUUUGCAGUAGUCGACCCACACAUGUGUUUGGUGAUGCAUUUAUAAAUAUAAAUAUAAAACUGCAUGUGAAAGUUGUAAAAGUGGUCCGAAAUCUACGGUUUUUUUUCUUACCUUGGACUAUUUUCCCGACCGAGGAGAAAGUCACAAGACGGAUUUUCGAACUCGCAAAGGCAGACGAAAGAUUUUGCUGUAAUUUACUUCGUUUAGAGUUUGGAGGUCAAAUUCCUCUUCUUUGACAGAGAUUUUCUCUUUGUUACAGAUUGUCAACGUAUUGCCUAUUUGUUGUCUAAAAAACUUUGUCAUCAUGAUUAUAAAACAGUUAGAGUGGUAAAAUUAUGCGAAUACCUCUACAAAGAAAUAAAAGGACUUUAAAAAUAUUAAGAAUGAAACAAAUUCCGGUAAAGAAUAAGAAACAGAGUGAAACAAAAUCGGAGAAGGAUUACAUAUCCGAAACGAUUUCCUUUGUAAUUAAGGGAAAAUUAACACCGAUCAAACCGACUUUUGUCACAAACAAGGGAAAAAAGCCAGUAAAAAAGAAAGAUAUUACUGGUGGUAAACACAAACCAAUAAUGCGGAAGGCGAAGAAAAUAAGUGAAAACAGUAAAACCGGCCCGAAAGUUCAAACAAAAACUGCCAAGAAACCAACAAGUGUUCCGAAGAUCAUAAAGAAAUCCGACACAAGCACGAGCUUAAUUCAGGACUCCACCAAGAAAGAUUGUAAAUCUGAGAAUAUUAACGUGUCAAAGAAAGCCGCCAAAGAAACUAAACCUCUUAAGAAAGUGAAAACCGAAAUUGCAGACGUUAAAAAGAAAUCAAAAAAGGCCAUCACGAAACGAGUUAAAUCGCCACAAAAAACCGAACCGAUCGAUAAAAAGGACGAUUCCGAAGAGAAUGAAAAAGCCGAAGAUAUUAAAACCAAACAGACCAUAGAAAAGUUACUCAAACAAGCCAACAAAGCGUUAAAACAACCACAAUUAAAGUCCAAGAGCACGCUCCAAAAAUCGAAGAAGGCGAAUAAAUCUACCAAAAAAGCUUGCGUUCCGGGGAAAAAACCCAAAGUAGCGAAACAAUCGAUCAAGCAAGAACCGACAGAAAUUAAAAAACAAGUCAAAAGAAAAGCCCCCACUGAAUCACAAGAAGAUACUUCGACAUCAGACGAGUUAACACUUAAUGAGUUAUGCCCUACGAUCAAAAGUGAGCCCGAACAACCCAAAUCAAAGAAACUCAAAAUAAAAUCAGAGCCGGUGUCUGACACCGAAAAAAAAUCGCGUAAGCCGAUUUUGAAACACCCCCCGAAGAAAAUUUCACCGAAAACUAAUUUAGACUUAAUGAAAAAACGCGUCAUGUCUGCUGUCAAAGAUAAAGUAAAACGUAAGGAGAAUCAGCGCUCACGUAAAAUGAAGUUGUUUGGGUUCUGGAACGGACCGAAGAGACACCGAGUAGCAUCUUUGAAUGCCUUAGCGAAAGUCCACUGUUUGUACGAAAAUGAAACACGAAGUAAUUUGCUUGAUCCGCUCGAGGUCGAUAAAAAAGAAGCAGUGGAGGAGAAAAAAUCCUCCGAGGAUGAUAUUGUCCCAUGCACUCGUACCCUUAGAUCAGUCCCAGGAUUGCGAGCUGUGGGCAAACAUUGGGACAUGCAUGACACAACCUCCAGUUCGGAAGACAACAGUGGCUACGAAAGCACUUACGAUGAGAAACCCAGACCUAAAAUCAAAAAAGAAUUAGUCAAGAAAACCGAAAGCUCGAAAAAGCCCGAACCGAAAAGACGGCGUAAUCGCACCGAGCUCAUCAUGGAUUUAAAGGAUAUGGUCGUCCGCAAACGCAUGGCGAGUCUAAACGCCAGCGCCAUCUUAGCGGCGAGUUAUUCGGUGGAAAGACGUGCCUCAAAGAGUCCAAAAAGCGACUCGGAAACCGAUUCGAGCGACUACUUCAUCACGGAUAACGAAGAAGAGGCCGAUAAGAAGUGCUUCGAAGCGAAAGUCAAGAAAGAGGAAGAUGGCAAAUUGAUCGAAGUUAGAGCGACCCCGAAUAAAAAAGUCGCGGUUAUUCUCAAUCAGGACACAGAUGUGACGAUAACUGGAGUGUAUGUCAACAGCACCACAAGGUCUACACAUCACGAGGGAUAUUGCAGUAUCGCUGGAAUGCAGUACAGGAUUUCAGCUACCAGUCAUACUCAGACCGCUGCUACCGCUGUCGCUACUGAAACACUUCUGCAAUCAUCUUCCAGUAGCACACAGGAGAAUAGCAACAGCGAGUCAUUAACGUCGUGUAAAUCGUACACCCCUUUGGACGCUUUGUCCAACAUGCAACCACCACCUGGACCCGGCAUCCAACAUCCUCAUCAACAUAUGGGACCACCGCAGCAUGUCCUACCUUUGCCGCAACAUCAGCUGUCGCCAAGUCGCAGACACGGCUGCCCUAGCGCUUUCUCCACCCCUCAUCCAGCGCCGUAUCCGCCACACCACCCGCCGCCCAUUCCAGGGGAUCCGGGAUACGUACACGGAUAUUACCAGCCGGCAGGACCAUUAAUAAGCGUUCCACAUGGGCACACCCAGCAGCAGGCGCCGCCGCCCAUAACCAAGAACGCGCCGCUUUCGGAGACCUCGCCGACGUCGGCGUCGCCCAUACACCAACCGCCUCCAGCGCCCAGCUCCAACGGAGAUUCUUCGGAUAGCGAGGUGAUAAUCACGUCGGUGACGGCCGGCAAGGAAACGGUGCCGCCCCCGCAGCAACCGCCGACUUCGUAUCGGUAUUCACAAUAUCCUGGGACACCACCGGGAUAUCCCUACAGUUAUCCACCGCAUUAUUAUCCAACUCCACCCCCGGCACCGUCCUACGCUCAUCAUGAUCUGUGUUAUUCAACGACUCCCUAUUUACAUCAUAAAUAUCCACCGACGACAUACAGGAGGUUCUUGCCGAGCACGCAGUAUUACGCCCCCAAUCCGCCGGACAUAUAUGCAACACCACCGACAGGACCCUCGCAACAGAAUCAGCAGGUAGUAACGGCAACGCCGGUGUCAGCGAGCAGCAGUUCCUACCAGCCGGCUCCCAGUGGACCUCCUCCUGCGAUAAUGGAACCUUAUCCACCUCCACCUCCUCCCACGCUAGUGGAAACGUACCCCCAUCCACCUCAUUACUACCCUAGUUAUGGUCCCGCGCCUCCAUCCUGCUACACUCAUCCGCCGGCCACCAGGACCUUACCCUACUUAAACGCAACAUAUCAAAGUUGUCCUUGUCCAAUGCAAUCGUGUCCAAAAAACGUACUUACUGGGCCUCUUACUGGAGAUAGUAAGAGGUCUAACAUUUCGUCAAUUGCAAAGGACUCGAUGCCACUACCACCUGUUGCCUUAGCGUUACCUCUGGAGCCGGCUAGCGCUACAGGUCCUCCAAGUCCUGCCAGAGGAUCAGCCGGCAUGCCACCACCACCAUCACCAGCGGGGGCGACAUACCAACCGCCUCCACCCGCUCCCAAACAGGAAGAAACAAUCGAGUGCAAUCCCGUUGAAAAGAAACGAAAAGCGAGAGUGGGCAAAGCAAUGGUGAGGAACAACAUCGCAGCGAUCCAACAAAAUACGGCGAUGUUGUUGAUGUGCAAUCCGAAUCAGCGGAGCUUCCCUGGAGAAGUCAAGCGAGAAAUAGAAAGUCCCAAAGAGAAAGAAACUGAAACUAAGAAGGAAAUUUGCUCGGAUGAAGAUGUCAAAACACCGAAGAUUAUCCUGCAGAAUUCGGUUGAGCCGGAAAUUAAAAAUAUUGAAAGGAUACCAGAACCACAAAAUUUGAAAAAGGAGGAGAAUGUGGAAGAGAAGGAGGAAGAGAAAAUCGUAGAGAAGAAAAUAUUGAUGGAGGAGUUGCCCCCGUGCGUGAAUACCGUAGCAGAGAAUGUUAAAGUGAAAAAUAUGAAAAGAAAAAUUUCAACUUCGAAGAAAACUGAGGAAGAAAAUGAAGUUUCACCGAAGAAAGUUAAGUUAGAAGGAAAGUAUCCGAAUGGUUCUUACAAAGAUUUGAUUAAGAAAGAUACGAAUACUGUGAAGAUAAAUAAUGGCAAAAGAAAGUUAAUAACAGAGAACGACGAGACAACUAAGAAAACUAAAUCUAAAACAAAGAAACAAACAACAAAGCGAAAAUUGAAUUCGACAAAAGAAGAAGAUGUAACACCAACCAAGCGUUUGAAACAAACUAAACCUCUAACUGCAAGCAAUCAACAAAACUCCAAACAUUAUUCUAAAGAAAAAGACAAGAAUAAAACGGAGCCGGUAUUAAUCGAAAACAAAGAACCACAAAAGAAAUCCACCAAGAAGCUUCCAGUCAAUUCAAAAACAAAGAAACUAGCUCCCGCCAUUUUAGACUCUUUAAUAGCGAAAAACAAUAUAGACAGGACAAUUGACAGUGUGAUAAGUGAAUCGUCAGUGCGGACAAACACAAGUGCUUUAAAGACAGUUGAUAAGUGUGCGAAAACAAAAGAGCCAGUUUUGAAUAAUAAAAAGAGUACAAAUAAAAAUGGACAAAUUAAAAACAAAACAGUCGAGUGUCGGAAAAGUGUGGUGACUAGGAGGAAAUCUAAAUGCAAGGAAGUGCCACAAGCCAUAACUAGAAUCCCGAGGAGGUCCUUACAGUUGCCCAGGUGGUCCAAUGGAUGGACGUGGGAAGGAGAACCCUUCGAAACAAAGGUCUUUUUAAAUAGCGACGAGACAACAGUCUUGCGGAAAUGUUACCCGGCGAUGAGGCACGAAGAAGGCGAUAUAAUCGAAGUCAGAGACUGCGUCCUUCUGAAAGCCGGUCCAAGAAAGAACGAUUUACCCUUCGUCGCGAAAAUCGCUUAUCUGUGGGAAAAUCCCGAGGACGGUGAGAUGAUGAUGUCGCUACUAUGGUAUUACCGACCUGAACAUACUGAGCAGGGUCGAACACCUGCAGACCAACCCGAUGAAGUCUUUGCUUCAAGACACAAGGACUCGAACAGCGUCGCUUGUAUAGAUGACAAGUGUUACGUACUUACCUUCCAUGAAUAUUGCAGGUAUCGCAAGGACUUGCGGAGAUUGGAAGAGGGGAUUGAGGAAACAUCGCCUUGUAUUCCCACUCCGGAACCAUAUCCCAGGUGUAACAGACAACCGCCUUCCCCCAUUCAAGUGUCAUCAGACAUGGUCUUCUUUUGCCGAAGAGUCUACGAUUUUAGGCAAAAAAGAAUAGUGAAGAAUCCGAGUUAAUUUUCUAACUCAACUCUCCAAUGUUUAUGUUUUUUAACUUAUUUUUGUUAAUCGUUGGUUAUUGAAAUUUUAUGUAAGAGACGCGUUGCUCUUGUUUUUGUUCUACAAACUGAGUCGAGAAAACAUCUAAUCAAAAAUCUUUUUAUAUGUUUUAAAUAUUCCAGAAACGAGGUUUUUAUAUAGAGUUAAGGUACAGUCAAAAGGAUUUUUUAAAGAAAAUGUUUUUUGGUCUUUUAAGAAAUAAGACAUCUAAAUUUGAUACGUAUACAUAUUGUUGCAUAAGAAGAAAAGGGAACAUUUGUAUUAUAAAAAAUUAGUUAUCAAUACUGUUGUAUAGAAAAUAGAGAUGAUUAUAUUAUAUAUUUAACACAAAGGAAUCAUAUUUAUAAUUAGUCUUAGUCAUCGCUGGUGUAAAAGGUGUGUGCUUUUAUAGAUUGUAGAAGUGUUUCGUCAAUGUCGUCUCUUCAAAUAUUUUGUAAUUGUUUAGCUCUCGCAUAAGUAGGAAAACAGUCAGCAGUUAUUUUACAAAUAAUUUAUGCUGAGGAGAGUACAAUGAUAGUCAGGGUUUGUACCACAAUAUUUUCCAUCUUUGACAAACCAUAUUUUUGUUUUUAGUGUCGUUUAAUCAUUCGUACUUCUCUCACAAAGAUAAUACUAAAAAAAAUCGCGUUUUGUAGUCGCAACUAUUUUCUUAUUUGUUAUGUAUUUUUAGACACAAUUAGAGUACCUACUUAUUUUUUUCUAGUUUCAUUAUUUCUACUUUAAUUUAUGAAUAAUAUAUUAUUUUUUAAGCUCUUAGAGCCCUAAAAUCGAUUAAUUUUAAAUUGUAGCCAAAGUUAACGUUAUUAUUUUAUGAUUAUUUAUUGUGUUUAAAUAUUAAAAUAUUUGUAUUGGUAUCUCUUAAUGUCUUAUUAUUGACCCACCCAGUUUUAUUGUAUCUUACGCCUUUUUAGGUGCCUUCUCCAAUACCUCCAAGGCUAUUAUCCACUCGGCUUUUCAUCAUUUAUUGUGUCAUCAUUUCUCUAUUCCAUGUUCACCCAUUUCAAAAUAAAUGUGUGGAAAAUU
Molecule: messenger RNA, 6707 nt
Organism: Tribolium madens (black flour beetle)
Lineage: Eukaryota; Metazoa; Arthropoda; Insecta; Coleoptera; Tenebrionidae
Gene: Hers
Product: proteoglycan 4
Exons: 10
Coding region: 777-5642 (1621 amino acids)
Molecular function (GO): chromatin binding
Source: RefSeq, a predicted model, not a curated record